Molecule: messenger RNA, 1136 nt
Organism: Anopheles moucheti
Lineage: Eukaryota; Metazoa; Arthropoda; Insecta; Diptera; Culicidae
Gene: Lipt2
Product: putative lipoyltransferase 2, mitochondrial
Exons: 1
Coding region: 324-1049 (241 amino acids)
Biological process (GO): protein lipoylation
Cellular component (GO): mitochondrion
Molecular function (GO): lipoyl(octanoyl) transferase activity
Source: RefSeq, a predicted model, not a curated record
GUCAGAAAUGACGCAACACUCGGCAAAUGUUUUGUUUUCAAUAGUUUGAUGUAAUCUGGUUUGUUUUCGUUGCUUUCCUUUCGAUUACAGAUAGGCCAGAGGCUGUACCUUAAUCUAGCGGAAAAGCAAAAGGAAAAAGAUAAUGUUGAAAACUGCAUGCUGGAAGAAGACGCCGCAACACUAGAACAAAAAAACAUUUCAGUGAAGCUACAGCAGGUUGCAGGCGUCGAGAAGUUACCGCUGACUACCAAAAAUAACGACCUUAAACAGUAUAAACCGGAUGAGCCGUAGCCUAAACCGCACAUCUCCAUCUUCUUCACACCAUGUCUCGUCUAGUACAUAUCCUGCGCGCCGGAAAACUUCCUUACCAGCGAGCACUAAAGCUUCAGCAAACCAUCGCAAACCAGUUACUCCAGCAUGCCAAACAUCCACCGAAUGAAGUGAACGUUCAAAUGCCACCCUAUCGCAAUGUUCUCAUCCUAACCGAGCACGAUCCGGUUUACACCAUCGGUAUACGAACACGCGGAUACGACGAAGCGGACGAACAACGAUUGCGAACACUGGGUGCCGACUUUGUGCGCACAAAUCGGGGCGGACUAAUAACGUUCCACGGACCGGGACAACUUGUCGCAUAUCCCAUUCUCGACCUUAAGCACUUUCAACCAAGCGUCCGCUGGUAUGUUUGUCAUCUCGAGCGGACUAUUAUCGAACUAUGCAAACGGUACGGUUUGCGGGCCCAAACAACUGCCGACACGGGCGUAUGGAUCGAGGACAGGAAGAUCUGUGCGCUGGGGAUCCACGCAAGUAGGUACGUAACAACCCACGGGCUGGCGUUAAACUGUGACAUCGAUCUGAGCUGGUUCCAGCACAUCGUACCAUGUGGAUUGGUCGGCAAAUCGGUCACUUCGCUCGCGCAGGAACUAAACCGUCCGGAUCUGGGGAUCGAGAGCGUUACUGGAGAGUUUCUCGAUUGUUUUCGCCAAACGCUCGAGUGCGAUUUAAUUCCGCUGGUGGAAGGCAGCAGAAACGAUCUAAUGAAUGGCAUUUGAAGUGUUAACACUUUCAUAUAUAUUUUUUUAAAUAAACCCGUUUGUGCUAAUUACGAAAUGUGUGCGUUAAUAAAUUGUUAAUAAAUA